AUGGUCCUCUCACGGCAGAGGAGGGCUCCGGGCAGCAGCGCGCCGGGCCUGGUGGGGAUGGUGCAUGGCUUCCUGCGGCUGGUGCAGCCCAACGACCUGCCCAUAGAACUGAUUACAGAUUUUGGACAGUCCCAGAGUCAGGAUGCUACUGGGGACCAAGUCCAGGAGCUGCUGCACUACGAACUGGGUUUCCUGGUCUGCAUCGCCAUCGGGCUCCUCUUCAUCAUCCUCGUGCCCCUGGUGGGAUGUUGCUUCUGCUGCUGCCGCUGCUGCGGCAACUCUGGAGGGCGGAUGAGCUGCCGGCGCGGGACGCUCUGGGCCUCAGUCCUGCUGGUCUCUGCUCUCCUGCUGGCUGGUGAUGUCUGUGCCUUCAUCAGCAACACCCGCUUCUCCCAGGCUGUGCAUGGCACCUUCCCCAAUGUCAACAACACCCUGAACAACGCCCAGACCUAUGUGGCCUCCAUUCCCCAGCAAAUCAAUUUUAUCAUCGACAGCAGCGACGUCCCACUGGGUCACGCCAACAGCAGCCUCCAGGACAUUGGGUCCAAUCUGGGUGGCAUGAUCAUCUCGGGUAUCAGGAGCAGCACAGAUGGGACUCUGGGAUCCCUCCAGAGCCUCUUGCAAGGGAUGGAGAUGCUGGCAGAUGCCUUUGGCAUCAUCUCCAGGACUCGUCCACACCUUGAGGAGCUGCAGAGCAACUACAGCCAGCGGCUGGACAGCCUGCAGGGUGACCUCAACCGGACCCUGCAGCACUGCGGCAGCCCCUGCAGCAGCGUGUCCCUGGGUGGCCUUGUCUUCAGCACCAACUUCAGCAUGAUCCCUGGUGUGAAGCGGCAGCUGGAGGCCCUGCAUGGUGUGUCUGGCUCCAACAUAGCAGCCGAUUUGGAGAAGGUUAACAGCACUCUAAGCACAACCUAUGCCAAGGUGCAAGAGCAGUCCCGGGAUGUGGUGACAAAGACCCAGGACCAGCUGGGCUUCAUCAGGCAGGAGAUCAGGAGCUUGCAGGAGAAGUUGCCACUCCUGGAUGUGGAGGAGAAUGUUGGAGCCUUUGUGGGCAACACCUCGUUGAUGCUGGAGGAGUACAGGGAGCCAAUCAUUGCCUUGGAUGGGCUCAGGUGGAGUGUGUGUGUCCUCCUGUGCUGCAUGGUGCUGCUGGUGGUCCUCUGCAAUGCCUUCGGGCUGCUGCUGGGGCCCCUGGGGCUGAAGGAACAUGUGCUGCCCACGCAGCGCAGCAGCCUCUCCAACGCCGGCGGGAACUUCUUCAUGGCAGGGGUUGGCUUCAGCUUCAUCUUCUCCUGGCUGCUGAUGCUACUGGUGCUGAUCACCUUCGUGCUGGGGGGAAAUAUCUACAUGGUCAUCUGUGAGACCUGGCGCAGCCAGAAGCUCUUCCAGAUUCUAGACACCCCAGGCCUGAUCCCUGGCUUCAACCUGUCAGAGCUGCUGGGCCAGGAGAGUGGCACAACAAACUUCUCAGAGAUAUACAGGCAGUGCCAGCAAGAUGCUACCCUGUGGCAAACUCUGCACCUGGACCAGAGUGUGUCCCUGGAUGAGCUCCUGAACAUCAGCCAGUAUACAGGAGAGAUCUCCACAGCCUUUGAGAAGAUGAACAUCACCCUGAGCCCCAUCUCCCUGCUCAACGAAACACAGAGAGACUUGCUGCUGAAAGCCAGCCAGCUUGGGCAACCCCCUGACUUCACCCCCACUCUGGAGGAGCUGGAUCAGAAUCUGACCCAGGGAAGCCUCCUUGAUCUGGCUGCAGAGCUGGAGCAGCUGGCAGACAAAGUGGGCACGGACGUGAAAGAAGACCUGAAGCGUUGUGCUCACAUGCUGAGGGAACUGGACAGGGAGAUGCAGAUGAGCUUCUCUGGGCCACUGCAAAGCCUGAAGGAGAACAUCCACUCAGUGCAGAGCAGGGCUGCCCAGCUUGAGGCACAGACAAAAACCGCACUGGACAAAGCCAACGAAACCGAGCAGUUCCUGGAGAGGGAGAUGGGAAACAUCAUCAAGAAUGAGACAUGGACCUUCCUGAAGGAGCUGCUAGACUUCUUUGAGACCUACAUCUCCUGGGCCAAGAGCGGGCUGACGGAAGACGUGGCACGUUGCAAGCCCAUAGCUCAGACCCUGGAUAAUGUGGAGGCCAUCACCUGUGACUACAUCCUGGACUCUCUGAAUGCCUUCUGGUUCAGCCUGGGCUGGUGUACCAUGUUCCUGCUGCCCAGCAUCAUCCUGGCUGUCAGACUCGCCAAGUUUUACCGCCGCAUGGACAUUGCUGAUGUCUACAGGAAUGAAGACUUUGAGAUGCCACCCACGUUCAACUUCUACAAACUCCCCCGGCCAUCCACGAAGCAUUAG
Chaetura pelagica (chimney swift) is the source of this 2352-nucleotide messenger RNA. Its product is annotated as prominin-1-A-like. NCBI's taxonomy places the organism in Eukaryota, Metazoa, Chordata, Aves, Apodiformes, Apodidae. Gene Ontology annotation, cellular component: cell surface; microvillus; apical plasma membrane. The record is from RefSeq and is a predicted model, not a curated record. Gene Ontology annotation, molecular function: cholesterol binding.